GUCCACGCAUACCAUCAAAACUUCACACAAGCUACUUCACCAGCAAGGUUGAACUGUACUCGAUCGAGUCGCGGAGUGGGGGCCAUGCGCCAUGCAUGUGGCAGGGGUACGACCUGACUACUGAUCUGUAGCUGCACCACACCACCAACUUGGCACCAAGUCCUUGGUGAAAGGAACCACGAGUUCGAGUGGUGGCUUGUCUUCUUCCUCUCUUUCUCCCUUCCUGGCUGCCACCAGGCCUUGAACAACGCCUGACCACACCGAGUGACUGGGUCCAGUGGCGUGACGGUGUAGAUCUACGUUGUGUGGAUGUUUGUCGAGGAGCUGGUGGAAAGCCCCUGCAUAUAAUUUUCCCAAUUCUGUGUAUGGCCUGAACUUGAAGCGAGAGGUGUACGUCUCAUGCUCGUGUCCAAUCCUGUGAUUGGUUGUGGUCGCUGAGAGGAGUGGCUGAUCAUGAACUGAACGUCCUACUCAAAUCCCUGACGAGUCACAGAGAGAGAAAGAGAGAGAGAGAGCGAGAGCAAAGCGGUGUUCCGAGAGGUGUUCAUGGAGGGAGACGCAGAAGGAGUGCAGAAAGGCGUUCCGCACUGCAACUGUACUGUGGAGGACGAAGAUGGCGGCCACAAGGAGCUUAAGAGGCAGGAGCCCGACGACGAUCUGGAUAUGCAGACACGGCCACGCUCGAACGGCCUUCUCUCCAGGACAUCGAGUCUUAGCAGUGCACGUGGUGUAGCUCGUUUACACAUCACACCGACUGAUGAUCAGUCAGUCGACAGUGCUCUGGGUGUGUCCUUACCGAUUACCGGAGACAGUGAUGAGGAGAACGACGAUCCUGCCAACGAAAGUACCUUCCAUCGCCCGUUAAACAGCACGCCAAAUCGGUCAGCCGGCACUGCACUUCAGCAAGAUCCGCUCAGCUGUGACAGCACGUUUUGCGGGUCGCCUCUCGGCCGCAGAGCCACGAAGAGCGACCAUGCUCUCAGCACUCUGUCGAUGAAAUCAACUGGCUCCAAUCACAGCCUGAACGUCCAGAGCUCAACGUUCAGUCUGCUGCGGGGCAUGAUCUCUCCUAUCCUAACUAGCAGUGAGCCGGACCUUGUCACCAUUCAGAAUAACCACUGCACAGAUGGGAGCAACAAGCUGAAGCGUGCACAAAGCAAUGAUCGCAAGCCCAGUCCCAAGUCGUUCGGCGGACUCAUGCGAGCUCUGCAUCUGCCGAAGAAGCUGGUGAAUAUGCGGAAAGAGCGGCAGCUCGGCCAGUCGUCAUCCCUCCCUACAUCUCCAUCUGCAAGCGAGAAGGAGCUGUCCAAAAGGCUUACAUCCAAAUAUUCAGCACAGCAAAUUCUCCGGUGGCAGCUCUCUCUAGCAGAAUGUCUGGAAGAUGAAGGUGGCUGUGCGGAGUUCACAAACUUUGUCGAUUCAGAGCACAGCGGCGAGAAUGUCCUGUUCUGGAAGUCUGUGCAGAAGUAUGCCAACAGCCCAAGCAAGAAUUUUGCACAGGACAUCUAUGAAGAGUUUGUUCAUGAUGAUGGCAUAUACCAGGUGAAUCUAGAGUACCAGAGUAGAAAGGAAAUCGAGGAUCAACUCAAUGAAGAAGAUGCCGAUGGAGUGCUGUUUGACAAUUCCCUCAAACAGAUCAUGGAUCUCAUGAGCCGAGACUCGUAUCGCAGAUUCCUCGCUUCUCCUGCAUUUGCGCGGAUCAAAGCGGAGGUGAUCAAUGAUCCCAGGCUCUCGCAGGGUUAGCGGAGGUGAUCAACGAUCCCAGGUUCUCGCAGGACUAGCAGAGGCGAUUGAUGAUCCCAGGCUCCCGCAGGGUCAGCUAUGCGAGCUCCGCUGCAACGCUCAUCAAAACAUUGACUGCUUCACAAAGCAGUCUCUUCCUAGGCAUUUCAGCACCGCUGCUUUAGAUCAUGCAUCAGUCCCUACAACUCCGCCGCUGCUUGUUCUUGCCCCGGCAGCCCGUAUGUGUUGGUGUGCAUGCGUCGUCAGCCCAUGCAUUCCCACCCGGUGCUAGUAAGCACGUGUGCUCCAUGAAAACGUCAACAAUGACAACCGACAUCCAUGAUACUCCCGACUCCCUGGCCCCGCUUGCGUGCGUGCGCACGCCGCACACACAUAUUUCUUUGAGCAGGUUUGACCUUAUCAUAGUGUAUAAGUUGACUAAUAAUCAUCAUACCCCAGUACAGUCGGGUUGAUCCAGGAUGAGCUGAGCGGUAUCGGAACUUUCUAACAUGCUUCUAUAUUUUAUGUGAUCUCUGAUACCUAUAAUAUUUCUGAUAUUUUAGAUUUUUAUGCGAUAUUUGUUGCGCAGCGACAAUGCAUGCGCGGCUGCCAAUGACCGCCUUUGUAAUAGACUGGCUGCUCUCACUGAUAGCAGAGAGG
Molecule: messenger RNA, 2382 nt
Organism: Sycon ciliatum
Lineage: Eukaryota; Metazoa; Porifera; Calcarea; Leucosolenida; Sycettidae
Product: regulator of G-protein signaling rgs-7-like
Exons: 6
Coding region: 547-1743 (398 amino acids)
Source: RefSeq, a predicted model, not a curated record